AUGGCACAGCCGAAGUUGGAAGACUUGGUGGAGCUUGCCAAGGCCGCACAAGCCUGGCUGAAGAGGGCUGCACUUGCCUCGGCAGACGCCGUGAAGAAAUGGUCUCAACAGGUACCUGAUUGGGAGACGGCACAGAGAUCUAUGAGGGGAGCUGGCACUGCGAUAGCACAACGGCUUCAGUCAGUGCAUUUGGAGGUCUUUGAUUUGCAGGAUCCACAGCAGGUGUCCAGUGCAGAGGAGUUCUUCUACGCGUGCAAGUCGUUGGGUCUACACUCUGCUCGGGAGCUUUCCAAACUGCCCAGUACCUCUGCAGUGGUCCUCUUCCUGCUGUUCUUGCGUGGGGCUCUAGUCACUACUGUACGCUUGCUGCAGAUGAGCAACGAGACAAAGACACAUCGCAACUCUGUGAGCAGGCCACGAAUCCGACGUCAAUGCCAAUUUGGUUGGUGGAAAACCUGUCAGUUUCACCAGUGGGAAAGGCAUUUCAGCCUAUGA
Molecule: messenger RNA, 495 nt
Organism: Durusdinium trenchii
Lineage: Eukaryota; Dinophyceae; Suessiales; Symbiodiniaceae
Source: the annotation of a GenBank genome assembly